Molecule: messenger RNA, 1302 nt
Organism: Tinamus guttatus (white-throated tinamou)
Lineage: Eukaryota; Metazoa; Chordata; Aves; Tinamiformes; Tinamidae
Gene: CHRDL2
Product: chordin like 2
Biological process (GO): cell differentiation; negative regulation of BMP signaling pathway
Molecular function (GO): BMP binding
Source: RefSeq, a predicted model, not a curated record
AUGCUCCCCGGCACGGGCGCCCUGGCCUUGCUGCUGCGCUGCAUCCUGCUCCUGGUGGCCUCCGGCAGCCGUGUCCGGGCUCGGCCGGACACGUUCUGCGAUUUCAACGGCAAGAAGUACAGCCCGGGGGAAAGCUGGCCCCCCUACCUGGAGCCGCAGGGACUGAUGUACUGCAUCCGCUGCGCCUGCUCCGAGAACGCCAACAUGAGGUGCUAUCGGAUCCAGUGCCCGGCUCUGCAGUGCGCCAGCCCCGUCACGGACCCGCAGCAGUGCUGCCCGCGCUGCCUCGAGCCCAAUUCACCUUCUGGCCUGCGGGCGCCUGUGAAGUCCUGCCAGUACAACGGGACGACGUACCAGCAAGGCGAGACGUUCACGGCGAGCGAGCUCUUCCCCAGCCGCCAGCCCAACCAGUGUGUGCAGUGCAGCUGCUCCGAAGGACAGAUUUACUGCGGCUUGGUGACCUGCCCUGAGCUGUUGUGCUCCUCUCCCCUAACUGUGCCGGAUUCUUGCUGCCCGGUCUGCAAAGAUGGCUCAUAUGAGAAGUCCACAGAAGAGGAGCCCUUGCAGUUAAACAGAGGUGUUAGGCACUCGCAAGACCAGUGCUCGGGGGAAGCAAUGGGCAGGAAGCCUCUUGGAGCCACCGCGUCCACCAUCCUCAGUUCUUCCCUGGAGUUCAUUCCCAGGAACUUCAAGCCCAAGGGAGGAGGUGGCACCACUGUCAAGAUUGUCUUGAAAGAGAAGCACAAGAAAGCUUGUGUUUACAACGGGAAGACCUACUCCCACGGGGAAGUGUGGCACCCUGUGUUCCGGCUCUACGGCCUCCUGCCCUGCAUCCUGUGCACUUGCAGGGAUGGUGUCCAGGAUUGCCAGAAGAUCACAUGCCCCAAGGAGUAUCCGUGUGACUCUCCAGAGAAAGUAGAUGGGAAAUGCUGUAAAAUAUGUCCAGAAGCCAGAGUGAAACCCACCGAUGAAAUAAUCACCAGCCAGUGUGGCAAGAACCCCAACCGUGUCCUGGUGUACAUGUUUGUGCCGUCGAGCUCGGAGACCUCCAAGGAGAUCCUCAGGACGAUCGCAAUCGAGAAGGAAUCGUCUGAAGAAGUGGAAAUCUACAACUGGAAGCUGAUUAAAGGGAUAUUUCAUCUGAUACAGACCAAGAAAAUCAGCAAACAGGAAUUCAAGCAAGAAGCACAGAACUUCAGGCUGAUCACCAGGACAAAUGAAGGUCACUGGAACGUCUUCCGAGCCCAAACAUCAGACCUGAGGGUGACAGAAAGUCCAGAGAAAGAAACAAAGAACUUGUAA